AUGGCAUUUNAUAAUACGUCUGAAGAAACGAAUCCUCAAAUUAACAUUAAUCACAAGUCUCAAUCUUUCGUUGAAUUACAAGCAACCGUCUCUGGAGAGAUUGUAGGUCAUUCUACUGAUUUACAGGAUGUAACUUUGAGUGAAUCGCCUAUUCCAAACAUAUCUAACAGUUGCUUACUAUCAGAAUCAGAAGAAUUAAAUUCAACAGUCAAAGCGGGUGAUUCUUCAGCAAAAUCAUUAAACCAACAGACAUCUAUUUUUAUUGAAGAUCCUUUUUAUUGGGUAGUCAAUAAUCAAAUAAUCGAUGAUAUUUUGAAAUCUGGUUUCAAGCAGAACAUGGAUGCUGAUUUUUCUUUAUCGAAAAGAACGAUAUGCGGCAAGGAUCGAUUCAUGCAAAAAGCAUUUUUUAAAAGAACUCUUCAAAAUAGACAGACUAGUAAACGCGACUGGUUAAUUUACUCCCCUAAAGCGUUAGCAGUUCAUUAUGGCCCAUGCAAACUUUUUGGAAAUCAGUCAGUUUUUACAAACGGAUAUAACGAUUGGAGCAAUAUUUAUCGACUAUUGAAAAAACAUGAAAACUCAAUUGAUCACAAAAAUAACGUAAUUAAAUGCAUUGAAAGAAAUCGUGCUAAUAAUGCAAUAAGUAUACAAUUAGAAAAUCAAAUUAUUGAUAAAAUAGCUUAUUCGCGCGGUGUUUUAAAGCGUAUUGUUGUUGCAAUUAAAUCGUUAGCGUCUCGUGGUCUCGCAUUCCAAGGAAAAGAUGAGCAUUUUGGGUCUGUUCAUGAAGGAAAUUAUAUCAUGAUUUUAGAAGCUAUUGCUGAAUUCGAUCCAUUUUUGAAAAAUCAUAUUAAAAUACACGGAAAUAAGGGUACAGCCGAGGUAAAGCCACCUGAUGGAGUGCACCAGUUGGAUACCAACGUUGAAAGCAGCACCACCGUUUUUGCAUGA
This is a messenger RNA of Copidosoma floridanum, 948 nucleotides long. Its product is annotated as zinc finger MYM-type protein 5-like. NCBI's taxonomy places the organism in Eukaryota, Metazoa, Arthropoda, Insecta, Hymenoptera, Encyrtidae. The record is from RefSeq and is a predicted model, not a curated record.